GUUUAUCUGAUUUUUCUUGAGCGCAGCAACAAGAAGCAUCGCAAUCCUGGCUUGCUCAACAGGCACCCGGGCCAGACGGCUGCAGUCUUCCUUAAGUGGUCAUGUGCAGUUUAGUCAGCCCUUGCUCUUUAUCAGCUGGGAUGAGUGAGAGGGCUGUGAAGAGAGGGCUGUGGGAUGCCGCCUAAAUCAAUGACAAGAGCUAGAGCUGUGAAUGUUGACAAAAGAGAUAUUAUCAACAAUUUUGUCAUUCUCUCUUGCACUCAAAUGCUGUGCAAAUGCUAAUUUUGCCUGGCUUCAACACGUCUCAGCGAUGCUUGAUCCCUGCUGCUCCCAUUUUACAGGCCAGUUGAAUCAUCUACACAAGACUUAAAGCCUGGAGAAAAUAUGAUUUGCACGAAUAAGCUUAUGAGACCAGAAUGAAAUCAAAAGAGCUUUCCUAUGAAAAGCAAAAAUGACCACAUGGUUAUGAUACUUAAAAUCUAUGAUGCCUCCUGCCAUGGCAGAUGCCCUGGACAUCUGGGCAGGAGAUUCACAGAUUGCAGCAGAUGGCUCAAUCUCUCUGGACUGCCUUCUUCCCACAGGAAUUUACAUCAGCCUAGAUGUCCCUCGAGAUGCCACUAUCUGUUAUAUCAAGCAGCUAUUAUGGAAGCAAGCACAUAGCUAUCCUCUAUUUCAUCUUCUUUUGGAGAGCGACUCCUAUAUGUUUUCCUGUGUGAACCAAACAGCUGUACGUGAAGAACUGGAGGAUGAGACACGAAGACUUUGUGAUGUUAGACCAUUUCUUCCUGUCUUUCAACUUAUUACAAGAAGUUGUGACCCGGGGGAAAAGUUUGACUCCAAAAUAGGUGUACUUAUAGGAAAAGGUCUCCAUGAGUUUGAUGCCCUACAAGAUCCAGAAGUCAAGGAAUUCCGGAUUAAAAUGCGGCGAAUUAGUGAAGAGAAGAUGCAGUCACUUGUGGGGCUAUCUUGGAUGGACUGGUUAAAGUACACUUACCCAGCAGAAUUAGAACCAUCAAUUCAAGACAACCUCCAAGAUAAACUUUAUGGUGGCAAUUUAGUUGUGGCCAUUCAUUUUGACAGCUGUCAGGAUGUAUUCAGUUUUCAGGUAUCUCCUAAUAUUAACCCUAUCAAGUUAAAUGAAAUGGCAAUUCGAAAACGUUUGACUAUUCAUGGAAAAGAAGAUGAAGAAGUUGAUCCCUAUGAAUAUGUGCUUCAAGUUAGUGGAAGACUGGAAUAUAUCUUUGGGGACCACCCAUUAAUACAGUUCCAGUAUAUUCAUCAUUGUGUGUUGAACAGAGCUCUUCCUCAGCUGACUCUUGUUGAAUGCAGCACCAUAAAAAAAAUGUGUGACCAAGAAAUGGUUGCCACAGAAGCUGCCAUAAAUCGAAAGCAAUUAAACCCGCCUCUUCCUCUACCCCCCAAGAAAUUGCGUGCAAUUCAAAGUGUAUGGGAUAUCAGUCACCCUUUCAAAGUUAUUCUGGUAAAUGGCAACAAGUUGAACACAGAAGAAACUGCCAAAGUUCAUGUCAGGGCUGGUCUCUUCCACGGAACUGAGCUCCUUUGUAAGCCUAUCGUAAGCUCAGAAAUAUCUGGGAGAAAUGACCAUGUUUGGAAUGAACCCUUGGAAUUUGAUAUCAGCGUCUGCGAUUUGCCAAGAAUGGCUAGGCUGUGCUUUGUGGUUUAUGCUGUGAUGAAAAAUAAAAAGUCAGGCAGGCCACUUAAUCCACCCAAAUACCAGACCAUUAGGAAAGCCGGGAAAGUGCACUAUCCUGUAGCAUGGGUCAAUACUAUGGUGUUUGAUUUUAAAGGACAGUUGAAAACGGGCGAUUUCACACUGCACAGCUGGUCAUCCUUUCCUGAUGAACUUGAAGAAAUGUUGAAUCCAAUGGGAACAGUACAAACCAAUCCUUACACUGAAAAUGCAACAGCACUGCAGAUAAGAUUUCAAGAGUAUUCAAAAAUGCCUAUUUAUUACCCUCCCUUUGAUAAGAUACUUGAAAAAGCAGCUGAAAUUGCAAGAAACAGUGAAUGUUCUGCUAUGGCAGGCCGCGGUGGCAAAAAGUUCCACAUUGAGUUAAAGGAGAUAAUGGAACGGGACCCCUUAUCUCAACUGUGUGAAAAUGAGAUGGAUCUAAUUUGGACUUUACGGUAUGACUGUCGUGAAAAUUUUCCACAAUCACUGCCAAAGUUGUUGCUCUCGAUAAAAUGGAACAAGCUUGAAGAUGUUGCUCAGCUUCAAGCUCUUCUUCAGAUAUGGUCCAAACUGCCUCCCAGAGAAGCAUUAGAGUUACUGGAUUUCAAUUAUCCUGAUCAGUAUGUAAGAGAAUAUGCAGUGGGCUGUUUAAGGCAAAUGAGUGAUGAAGAGCUUGCUCAGUAUCUUCUGCAGCUUGUGCAGGUACUGAAAUAUGAACCUUUUCUCGACUGUGCCCUCUCCAGGUUCCUGCUAGAGAAAGCAUUGGCAAAUAGGAGGAUAGGACAGAUGCUGUUUUGGCAUUUGAGGUCAGAAGUGCACAUACCUGCAAUUUCAGUGCAGUUUGGUGUGAUACUCGAAGCAUACUGCCGUGGAAGCAUUGCUCACAUGAAAGUACUUUACAGACAGGUAGAAGCACUGAACAAGAUGAAGACUUUGAAUAAUCUAAUAAAACUGAAUGCUGUGAAACAAAGCAGAGCUAAAGGAAAAGACACAAUGCACACCUGUUUAAAACAAAGAGCAUACAAAGAAGCCCUUUCCAAUAUCCAGUCCCCCCUGAAUCCUUCUGUUUUACUUUCAGAACUGCAUGUUGAGAAAUGUAAAUAUAUGGACUCUAAAAUGAAGCCUUUAUGGAUAGUAUACAAUAAUAAGGUGUUUGGUGGAAGCUUGGUGGGGAUUAUCUUUAAAAAUGGAGAUGAUCUACGGCAAGACAUGUUAACACUCCAGAUGUUGCGACUGAUGGAUUUACUUUGGAAAGAGGCUGGUCUAGAUCUUAGAAUACUGCCUUAUGGUUGUUUAGCAACAGGAGAUCAUUCUGGCUUAAUUGAAGUAGUUUCUUCAUCUGAGACCAUUGCAGAUAUUCAACUAAAUAGUAGUAAUGUUGCUGCUGCUGCUGCAUUCAACAAAGAUGCCCUCUUAAAUUGGCUCAAAGAAUACAAUUCAGGAGAUGACUUGGAUCGAGCUAUUGAGGCAUUCACUCUAUCUUGUGCUGGCUACUGUGUAGCUACUUAUGUGCUGGGCAUAGGAGACAGACAUAGUGACAAUAUCAUGGUUAGAAAGAAUGGUCAGCUCUUUCAUAUAGAUUUUGGGCAUAUUCUUGGAAACUUCAAAUCCAAAUUUGGAAUUAAAAGAGAGCGGGUGCCUUUCAUUCUUACCUAUGAUUUUAUCCAUGUGAUUCAGCAGGGGAAAACUGGAAAUACUGAAAAAUUUGGCCGGUUUCGCCAAUGCUGUGAAGAAGCAUACUUGAUUCUGCGAAGACAUGGGAACUUAUUUAUCACUCUCUUUGCACUGAUGUUAACAGCUGGACUUCCAGAGCUAACCUCUGUUAAAGACAUCCAGUACCUAAAGGACUCCCUUGCCUUAGGAAAGAGUGAGGAAGAAGCGCUAAAGCAGUUUAAGCAAAAAUUUGAUGAAGCACUCAGAGAAAGCUGGACUACUAAAGUGAACUGGAUGGCACACACUGUUCGGAAGGAUUACAGAUCCUAGGGGACUUAUGAAUUUGCACUAAGCUUAAAGUUACCCUGACAUUAAAGUGUUCAAAGGGAGACAGCAGACCCUUUCUAAAAAUGGACCCAAGGGAAUUUCCUGAAUGACUCCUGAUUAUUUUGCACUCUGCUUUGGAAUGCUUUGAGAAGAUUCUGUAAAAUUUAGCAAAUGUUCUCAGUAAUCACUUCUGCUGACUUUGCACGCUGAAAGCUACUACCAAGCUUUUAUAUUAUUGUUUGAUACAUUGAGAAGCUGUAAAUAUUUGGGAUUUUAUAUGUUGGGCAAGGUGCUCUAACUUGAUCUAGAUGAACUGAUUGCUAAACAGCAUCAGAGGUGUUUUGGAUGUCUUUGAAUUUUGUUCAAGUGAACAUUGUGUGUGUAUAUAUACAUAUUUUUUACUGCCAUAAACAAAUUCAUUCUACUGUAAAUAACAACUUCCAGGCCGUGAUGCAGCAGGAAACUAUCUUGAACUGCUUCCAGAAGAAGAGAUUUGUACAUGUAAUAAUGGGAAAAAUAUUUAAAGAGAUGGAUUCUUUUGCUCAGAGUGUAAACAUGUUUUCAAUUUAUGUAGCCUGCAUUUAUUUGCGACAGCCAUGGUCUCUGGGAAAAUUCCACCUCAACAUUGACUGCCUUUGAACUGUAUUGACCAUCUACUUUAAAAUCCUGCAAUAUCUGAGCUUUUACAGGAGCUUCAAUAAAAUUUUGGCCUCUUUUCCAGUGACAUCCAUCAUAACUGUACUGUCAAGAUACAUGGUGAUAUAUACAUGCAAAGCCUAUAUUUAAAUAUAAAUAAAACAUGCUUAUGAGGCACAUACAUUCCAAAAUGAGAAAAGUGUGUGUCAGUGCCAAAAUAUUUAUGUUUUUAAAAACCUAAAAUGCAGCAUUUUAAUAAGCAACUUCAAAGUAGAAUCAAAUGUGUUCUUUACUGUGUUUCUUAAAGCCUGCCAUGAUAUUGCUUGUCUUGUCCAGAAUGCCUGUGUUCAACCUAAAUCUAUUAAUGUACUGGAUUUAUUUUAAUUAAUCAAAUGAGGUACCAUAUUUCAAGGUGCUUAACAGAAGGGCAGUUCAAGCUAAAAGUGCAAUAGGUUUAAAGAUGUUAACAUGAAAUGUUUUAAAACACUGGCGAGGUGAACUAACUACUGCUUUCUCACCAAAGAACACUUGUGGCUCUUAGUUUUGGUGGUGAAUGAAUGAAAGUAAUUGUAUAUAAAGUUACCUUUGGAUCAAAGCAAUGAUUUUAAAAUAAUAGCAUUAAGGACAAUUCUACUUUGUCAGAGGAUUGUGUUUCUCUAAAGAAAACUGUAGACAUUCGGAAAUAGUUCUCAGUUAGAUUUUGUCAAUCUUCAAUUUGUGAAACUAUUUGAUGGAGAGUUUGUGAUAAAUGUGAAGCUAAGUUGCAAUUCUUCCUCUCCCACAUGCAGAGUAGUGGGGAGAGGCUUUCCUUAUGAAGAGGUGUACAAGCAAAAAAUAUUUGUUCAGCUACUUGGUUUUCGUAAUUAAAAUAUAUUACUUUUAGUAA
This is a messenger RNA of Varanus komodoensis (Komodo dragon), 5195 nucleotides long. RefSeq names its product phosphatidylinositol-4,5-bisphosphate 3-kinase catalytic subunit beta (gene PIK3CB). Gene Ontology annotation, biological process: cell migration; phosphatidylinositol-3-phosphate biosynthetic process; phosphatidylinositol-mediated signaling. Lineage: Eukaryota; Metazoa; Chordata; Lepidosauria; Squamata; Varanidae. The record is from RefSeq and is a predicted model, not a curated record. The transcript is spliced from 24 exons. Gene Ontology annotation, molecular function: 1-phosphatidylinositol-4-phosphate 3-kinase activity; 1-phosphatidylinositol-3-kinase activity. Gene Ontology annotation, cellular component: cytoplasm; plasma membrane; phosphatidylinositol 3-kinase complex. Bases 482 to 3676 code for a protein of 1064 amino acids.